Molecule: messenger RNA, 1241 nt
Organism: Monopterus albus (swamp eel)
Lineage: Eukaryota; Metazoa; Chordata; Actinopteri; Synbranchiformes; Synbranchidae
Gene: maff
Product: v-maf avian musculoaponeurotic fibrosarcoma oncogene homolog F
Exons: 3
Coding region: 196-672 (158 amino acids)
Biological process (GO): regulation of transcription by RNA polymerase II; regulation of epidermal cell differentiation
Cellular component (GO): nucleus
Molecular function (GO): RNA polymerase II cis-regulatory region sequence-specific DNA binding; DNA-binding transcription factor activity, RNA polymerase II-specific
Source: RefSeq, a predicted model, not a curated record
UAGCUCCGCCCUCAUUCUUUAGGCCUGACGUCAUUGUCGCGAGUGUUUUUUAUGAAUGAAAGAAUCCAGCCUCAGAGAGCAGCGGAGUAAUUCCGGGAAAAGGCGGACUGACAUUUUGUCGCCAGAGUCGCUUCGAUCCAGCAGAUUGUUUAUAUCUGUGUUGACUGGGGGAUAAAAACAGAAGACAGUUGGAUCAUGACAACAGAAAGAAAUACCAAAGCUCUGAAGGUGAAACAGGAGUGUGGUGAGAACGUGCCCUUCCUAUCGGACAGCGAGCUCAUGUCCCUCUCAGUCCGGGAGUUGAACCUCCACCUACGCGGCUUGUCCCGCGAAGAGAUCCAGAAGCUGAAACAGCGCCGUCGCACCCUGAAGAACCGGGGCUAUGCCGCCAGCUGCCGGGUCAAACGGGUCUCCCAGCGUGAGGCCUUGGAGCAGCAGAAAAUGGAGCUUCAGAGGGAGGUGGAGAGGCUUGGGGCUGAGAACGCUGGCAUGAAGAAAGAGCUGGAGGGGCUCAGUGCGCGCCUGGCUGCCCUCCAGAGAUUUGCUAGGGGUCUGGAGGCCGGAGGCGGCAACCUGCUGGCUACAGCCCCGCGCCUCAACACCGCCUCGGUUAUCACUAUCGUCAAGAGUCCACCACAACCUCACCCACAGAGAGAACAAGAGCCAUCCUAGAAGGAGCUGUUGCGGCCAGACUUAGGGUUGGGGGGGAUGCACAAACUGCAGUGCAAACACCUGAAAGAAUAGAUAUACUAUAACCACGUGGUGGAGAACAGGAAGACGAUAUUAGUAGGAAAACACUUGUCUGCAUCACGCCUCGUUCACAUUAUGCAGCUGUCAUUCAAUGCUGUGUGACACAGAGUGGUGUGUAACACACAACAGCUCCUCAAAGUUUUCCAAUGUAAGGGCCAGGAACAGUUAAAAAAUCAUCUCGGACUAGUGGAGGUGUCCUCUACUUAAUGCUGGGUUUAUGACACCAUGAUUAGUUGACUGAAAUUUCCUCAAGUGUGUUCAUUUAGAAAAGUUCAAAAUGAUGCAGCAGGUGUGAUGUGAACGAGGGGUCGAGCACUGAUGCACAGACCGCUCACAGUCCUGCCUCCAUCCACAGGGGGUGUAGACAUUGACUACAUGAACUCUGACUGAACCAGAGUUACUGUACAUCUCCAUUUCUCGACAAAUCCAGCUGCGGAUGCUGUCUGACUGGUACCGCUUCAGUUUGUGGCACCUGACCAACAGCGACACAC